UUUCGUAACAGGACAGAGGUUCAGCUAUGUUGCUAUUUAACGUAAUAGUAUACGUGUUUGUAUGCAGUAUUUGCAUCACCAUCUAUUUAGUUAUACAAUGUAGUCCAUGUACAUUUUUGUUUGUUUGGGAUAACACCUAGUAACUUUCUCACAACAGUUAAAGUCAUACAAAGGCUAGUGCAUUGGGAGAUCAUAGAAACGAAAGAAUAAGGAAGUGAAAAAUACAAAUCAGGAUCACAAAUGUUACAAUGGGGAUAGAGGACUUUUUCUUCUUCACUGACCACAAAGCUGAAGAAAAUAAAACGGUACUGUAUGAGCUGCACAUAUAUGUGGCUUAUUUUUGUCGCCUGUGUAAGAAACUUUAUUUUAACACGUAAUUUCCCCGUAAUGUAUCUACUUCAUGUCAAGUCUUACUCGUUGAUAGUCUUUUUGGGAUAGACGUUCGUGAGCAGACAGCUAUGUAUUCGUUCGGAAGGUCCGUAUGUCGCCGUCUGAUCUGUUAACAGUAGUUUAAUGUUUCCCUUUUUAGCUCGUUUACCUGUUACUCGUAGCGUUUGUGACCCACCUGCAUACCUUGCGGCAUCGGGUGUCACACUUUAAACUCACCGAAUAAAGGAUUUGCAAACAACAAAUACACAUAGCCCGAUUUAGGGUUUCCUGGAAAUCUAAACGAAAGUGAAAUUGCAUGAUUUAUGUACUAAGACUGAUCAACCUCUUUAAUUUACACUUGAUCAGCAGAUUUGUUUGAGGUUAAAGCUCGUAACGUUCUCACAACAGCUAAAGUCAUACAAAGAAUGCAGAAACCUGGUGUUCUUCUUCAAAACCAGUGCGAUGAAAGUUUAGAAUACGACACAAAUCAGUCUGGUGAUCACACCAAACCAGUGCCAAUACUGGAUAUUGAAGUAACGGACGAAACGUGUGUUGCUCAAAUAGAUCCAGGCUUCCUGCCGAACGAUGUAAUACUGGUAGUCGAAGAAAAAAAUCUUCAUGUAAACAAAGCCUUACUAGAAUCAGCUUCACCUGUUUUUGAGGCUUGGCUUAAGAAAGAGUGGCAACAAGACGAGUGCACUGACGACACUAAAAGGAAGCUGGAGUUCCCUGGGAAAACCUAUGAUGAGAUGGCCACAUUCCUAAAAUGUCUUCUGCCCUUUUUCCCUGACAAAGUUACAGAUAAAAAGCUGGACACAGUACUACCUUUAGCAGAUGAGUAUCGGACAGAAAACUUGAUCACAGAAUGUGUGGAAGUCAUCCGAAAGCACGUGGAGUCCGUCUUCGAGGCGGAUAUAUACAUACCGCCUUCUCGGGUCGUCACAUACCUACGCUGGAUCGAACAAUAUAAUCUCCACACGGGUAAAGAAUGUGUUGUGAGGUUAGCUUCGUACCUGGAAUCCGAAGAGCUACAGGCAGUUGCAGACUACGAAAAUGUCAGCCUAAGACUUCAACUGGAAGUAUCUAAUGCCAGAGCCAAACUACUUGAGAGUCUAUUUGUUUGCAGUGUAACAGAAGCUGAAAAAAAGAUGUACCAGUUCAAAAUCCCACACUCCUCUCAAUAUAUGGCUGAAUGGAAAAAUAAUUUAGGAGAAAUUGUUGAGAUGUUUCUGACAUCAACACCAUCCCAAAAAAUUGCUGCAAACCUUUCUGGACUUAGAUUAUGCCCAACAAAUUCAGCGCCUUUUAGCCUUUUAUCCGUGUCAGCGGAUAGCAACAUGAAGCCGCUAAUCUCACCAUCAAUUGUUGCCGCCUUUGCAUGCAUAUCUAUUUGUGAUCGGUUUAAGUUCUCAGAAAGCUAUGCAAAAAGCAUAACCAGAUUAACGUCACUAAACAUAUCCAAGUCAGAAGUCAAACAACUUUGGGCAGCACAUUAUUCGACCGACAGUGAUAAAGUACGUGAUGGCAUAGAACGACAUGUGCUUCAGAUGUGCAAAUGCAUUUGAAAGUAUGCAGUUUUUGAUACGGAUU
This is a messenger RNA of Mizuhopecten yessoensis (Yesso scallop), 1959 nucleotides long. RefSeq lists its product as uncharacterized. The coding region runs from base 795 to 1934 and encodes 379 amino acids. NCBI's taxonomy places the organism in Eukaryota, Metazoa, Mollusca, Bivalvia, Pectinida, Pectinidae. Gene Ontology annotation, molecular function: protein binding. The transcript is spliced from 5 exons. The record is from RefSeq and is a predicted model, not a curated record.